Molecule: messenger RNA, 665 nt
Organism: Tauraco erythrolophus (red-crested turaco)
Lineage: Eukaryota; Metazoa; Chordata; Aves; Musophagiformes; Musophagidae
Source: RefSeq, a predicted model, not a curated record
AUUUUUCUUCAAGGAACAGAAGUCAUAUUUAAAGUAGCACUGAGCCUACUCAGCAGUCAAGAAACAUCUAUAAUGGGAUGUGAGAGUUUUGAGAACAUUGUUGAUUUUCUUAAAACCUCUAUUCCAGAUAUGACUCAGUCUCAAAUGGAAAAAAUCAUUACCCAGGUGUUUGAGAUGGAUAUUUCAAAACAGCUCCAUGCCUACGAAGUAGAGUACCAUGUUCUGCAGGAUGAACUGCAGGAAAAUGUAAGUCCCUGUGAUGAAGGUGAACCCCUGGAGAAGCUGGAGAGGGCAAACAGUCAUCUGAAGAGACAAAACAUGGAUUUGUUGGAGAAGCUGCAGGUUGCUCAUGCUAAAAUUCAGAGUCUGGAAUCCAGUGUGGAGACUAUUUUGGCUCGAGAGAACAAAAUGAAGACUGCAAUUCAGUCCCUGGAACAGGAGAAGAUAACAUAUCAAAAGACUCUUGAGCAGAUAAUGAAGUAUUUGCCAACAGAAGCGUUGUCUGACUGUGAACUGCUCCUGAAGGAAGUAAACUACAAUCCAAAUAAUAAAAUAAAAUAAGGAGUAAGCCAUAAGCCAGGGUUUUCUAAGCAGCAUUUCUUCAGAAAAGGAAAAGAAAAGAUGAGUAUGCUGCUUUCAAAGGACUUAGCAAUAGGCAACGGUAU